GGCUCGAUGGUACCUUUUUCCGGUUUCUGGUGACGCACGCGCAGCUCUCUAAGCCGCCUCUGUCUCUGAGGUGACGGUGGCCGAGGUGGCUGUGUGGUCUGCAAAGAGUGGCGGGAGCGGCUGCAUUUCCUCCCCAGUUACCCGGGAGGCGCGGCCCGGCUUCUUCGGUGACCUGGCUGCGAAGGGCUCUCGGGCGUCGGAUCCCGCCGGAAAGGUGUUUGGUGAUUCUCGGCAGCAAGUGUUGGCACCGGGAGCAUCCCUUGGGACCAAAUGUGCAGUGGACGAUGCCCCUCCUAACCCCACAGAUCCAAGACGAGAAUGACUACAGCUUAGUGGCCAGCCUUGACAACGUUAGGAAUCUCUCCACUAUCUUGAAGGCUAUUCAUUUCCGAGAACAUGCUACGUGUUUCGCUACUAAAAAUGGAAUCAAGGUUACAGUGGAAAAUGCAAAGUGUGUGCAAGCAAAUGCUUUUAUUCAGGCUGGAAUAUUUCAAGAGUUUAUAGUUCAGGAAGAGUCUGUUACUUUUCGAAUAAAUUUAACUGUCCUUUUAGACUGUUUAUCUAUUUUUGGAUCAAGUCCUAUGCCAGGGACUUUAACUGCACUUCGGAUGUGUUACCAAGGUUAUGGUUACCCUUUGAUGCUAUUUCUGGAAGAAGGAGGAGUGGUGACAGUCUGUAAAAUCAAUACUCAGGAACCCGAGGAAACUCUGGAUUUUGAUUUCUGCAGCACCAAUGUUAUCAAUAAAAUUAUUCUGCAGUCAGAGGGGCUCCGUGAAGCAUUUUCUGAAUUGGAUAUGACAAGUGAAGUGCUACAGAUCACCAUGUCUCCCGACAAGCCUUAUUUCAGGUUAUCUACUUUUGGGAAUGCGGGAAGCUCCCACCUUGAUUAUCCCAAAGAUUCUGAUUUGAUGGAAUCAUUUCAUUGUAACCAGACCCAGGUGAACAGAUACAAGAUUUCCUUACUGAAACCCUCCACAAAGGCCUUAGUCCUGUCUUGUAAGGUAUCUAUUCGAACAGAUAACCGAGGAUUCCUCUCAUUACAGUAUAUGAUUAGAAAUGAAGAUGGACAGAUAUGUUUUGUGGAAUAUUACUGCUGCCCUGAUGAGGAAGUUCCUGAAUCAGAGUCUUAAGUAUGGCCUUCCCUGUGGUUUCUACCUGAACAUUCAUGAUAGGUCACAUCCUCAUUCUGGGUAUAGUAUCUCCAGGAGACUGGGUUUUCUAAAGGGAAGAAGCAUGGAGGAGACGCAAACAAGGUCCAUGUACCCUAAUAGUUGCUGUAUAUUUUGUAAGUAAAUGUUUUCAUAUAGUCAUGGAUUACCCACUACCGGACUGUCCUUUGGUUCUGUCUUUUGAACUCAUCAUUAUGAGCCAAGAUGAAUAAUCUAUUUAAGUCAGACAUUUCAAGAGUCUAAAAAUUUAAAGUUUGAUGAAUCCAUACCUGAAAUGUUCUUUUAUUUAUUUACUAUUAGAAAGAGCAGCUGCAUAUGGGCAUUGCUUAUUAGUUUGAAUUCCGGAGAAUAUAUCUUAACAGUGGUUCUCAAAGUGUGGCAUCUAGACCAAUAGCAUCACCAUUACCUGGAAACUUGUCAGAAACUCUGGAGGUGGGCCAAUAAUCUGUAGCUUAAGAAAACUUUCCCCCAGGAAAUUCUGAUGCAUGCUAAUGUUGGAGAACCACUGUUUUGAAGGAUACUUUUUUUGUUGUUUUAAUAGCGUUUAAUUGCACUGAAGUGAUUGCUUUUACAUGUGAUUUCUUCCCAAAUGUUCUGAAGUUUAGGCUUUGCCAGACAAGUCUGAGUAAUUAUAUGAUUUAUUUUUAAAGUAUACAUUUUAAAGAAAUCUAUGAACAAGAUAUAUAAAACAGUCUUCAGAGUUGAGUUACAGGAUUUCUUCUUGUUCUCUGCAACUGUUCAGUGCAGUAAGUACUGUAGUAAGUACUUACUAGAUAAGUUUGCCUUCUGUUUGCCUAUAAGAGUUUCUCAUCCAAACCAAGAUGUAGAAAAUCAGUUAUUAAGUGAUUUUGCACUUUCUUGGGUAGUUUUCCAUCAAUUUUUAUGGCAUGUGGAUAUUUAAUAAAAUGAAAUACUAAAAUUA
Molecule: messenger RNA, 2091 nt
Organism: Leptonychotes weddellii (Weddell seal)
Lineage: Eukaryota; Metazoa; Chordata; Mammalia; Carnivora; Phocidae
Gene: RAD1
Product: RAD1 checkpoint DNA exonuclease
Biological process (GO): DNA damage checkpoint signaling; DNA repair
Cellular component (GO): checkpoint clamp complex; nucleus
Source: RefSeq, a predicted model, not a curated record